Molecule: messenger RNA, 2171 nt
Organism: Notothenia coriiceps (black rockcod)
Lineage: Eukaryota; Metazoa; Chordata; Actinopteri; Perciformes; Nototheniidae
Product: zinc finger, B-box domain containing
Exons: 12
Coding region: 159-2171 (670 amino acids)
Source: RefSeq, a predicted model, not a curated record
CAGCAGGAAAGGUGAAGAUCCGGGUGCUGAAGGAUGAACCUCCAACAGCCCCUCCUCAGCCACCACCUUUACCCUCCACCACUGGUCUUCGGACGACGAGAAAAAGCCGACUGAGGGGAACGCACUGUGGACAAUGUGAAGUCAAGACUGCAGGAAUAAUGUGUGCCGAAUGCGCAGAGGACUACUGCAUCGGCUGUUUUACCAGGUUCCACCAGAAGGGGGCACUGAAGCUCCACAGGAUGAUCCCCAUUCAGACGGACUUACAGACCCAUGUGAGCGCUCGAGAAGUUGUCCGCCGCUUCCAGAACAAGAUUCCCCCUGGCCCCGCUCCCAGUACCAGCGCAAAUCCUAAUGCCAAUCCAAGUCCCAAUUCCAAAUCAGCUCCCAAUCAAACGUAUUCAUCCAAUUCAAUCACCAGACAAGGAGAUCAGAUCCCAGAAAAAGGACCAGAUGUUGGGGCACAAUAUAUGCAAUCUCCCCCUGAACAUAGCCAGGAGGUGUCCGAUGUGGCUGUGAUGCAGGUCUCUGCUCUUCAGGCCCGACAGCAGAGCAGAGAGAAGGAAGUGGAAGCUUUGAGGAGACAGAUACAGGACUACCAGCUGUUGUUUGCCUCUUACUUUAUUUUUGUGUGCUCUCCUCUUCCCCAUAUUUCUCCAGUAUCUGUGUCAGCUAUGGCGACCCAGGCUGACCUCGCCCCAGUCAGAGGAGCUGAAGGAGGAGGAAGAGGAGAAGGAAGUGUACCUGUCAGGGUGGAGUUCACAGAAAACAGCCUUACUUACAUUGACAGACUGCUUCUCAAGAAGCACCGCAGGACACCAAUCAAAACUUAUCGUCCAUCGUCAGCCUCUGGUAAUGAUUCAAAAUCACAACCUAACAUAAACACUGUGGAGGAGACUGCAAGCCUAACAGCUCAAGAGGAGGAUUUUCAUCGCUACUGUGCAUCAUUGUUUGCCGACCCUGUCAGCAGUGGCAGGCCUGAGCCUCAGAUUACCCAACCUGAGUCGUGCCUUGUCAUACAAGUCCUGGAUGAGAGAGAGGAGGAAGACAUACAUGGACUUUCUAUUGCUCAACAGAGGACAGACAACAACAGAAAGGUUCCUUCUGUUCAGCAGCCCCUUAGUAAGGGAACUCUGCUGACCCAAACGGCUAUUAUUAACAGCGGGUCCUCAUUAGUCAGCUGCUCUUCUCCCAGUCCAGCACUACCAUCCAGGCAAUUUACAGCACCAACACCGGCCAAAGGAGCUAAGAGGCUCCAUCUAUCCAGGAAUCAGACUUCCCAACCAGAGCAUUUGACAAAAUCAUCGUCCUCUAAGAGUAAACCAUCAGCAAGCCCCACUGCUCAGACUUCGAAGACAUCGAUCAAAACACAGCCGUCAAAAAAGCCCAAUUGCCCACCCAAAGUCCAUGAAUCAAAACCUGACCUUGGAUCAAUUCAACAUUUGUCCUCUCCCUCACCAGCACAUUCCCAAACUCAGAUCCUGAAACCCUCACUCUCCCCUGUCUUGUUUCCGCCUGAUGCUUCUCCUGUGACUGUGAACAGACCUCCAAUACUAGAACACCAUCUUUCCCCUUCUCCGUCCAUUUCCUUCUCCCUAAGGUCUACAUUCGAAGUCUCACCAUCAAGCUCCACUGAGUCAAUCUUAUUGCCUAAAGUUCACCAAUCAACUCCAAUACAGAAAGGCUCCGAUGUAUCUCUGUUGCCAGAACAAUCCCAAUCUUCCCAGUUGUUCCCAGAAACAAUCUCAUCACCGAAGCUUUCCCAGUCAUUCCGAAGUAAUCAGGUGUCCUCAAGGCAAUCCCAACAUUCCCGCUGUGACCCAGAGUCUCUCCUAUCAGACAAUCAACUCCAGCUGCCACCAGGGUCUUGUAGUUCAACCACCCCACCAAAAUAUCUUGCACUAAGUCCAGCUGUGAAAUAUUUAUCAAACGAGUCCUUUGUAGAUGCAUUCUCUAGUCAUGGACAAACUCCAACAACAGAGGAUUCUUCAGUUUUUGAGUACUCUACCCCUAUCUCUGUGGACCAUGAAUCAACUCUGGAUAGACUUCCAUCACAUUUCAUGGAUGGCAUCCAGAAUUAUCCUUUAAAUGUGAAACUGGAGGAGGAAGAGGAGGAAGAAGUUCACUGUUACCAGGGUGAUCUAAAGAGGCACUCUAGUGGUCAGGUUAAAUAA